Amoebophrya sp. A120 is the source of this 499-nucleotide messenger RNA. NCBI's taxonomy places the organism in Eukaryota, Dinophyceae, Syndiniales, Amoebophryaceae. The record is from the annotation of a GenBank genome assembly.
CACUCGUCUGCUAAUAGAUACUUUUAUUCCCAGCAGCAAGGCACGGAAGAUACAGUAAUACUUACCAACAUCACCUGCAAAAAGAAAAUAGUACAACAUGAAGCCUAUGAUCACGUGUCUGCUCCUCGUCGGAGUGGCAGAUGUUUACAUUUUCGGUGCAACGCCGCCCGGUGGUCCGAAACUCAGAUUGGCAGUGGAUGAAGACGAUUCCUUCGUGGCUGUUUACGAAAAAUUCGUCUCUCCCGCCGAGGCCACUCACGUCGCGAAACUGGCAGAUAAGAUGGGUUGGAAAACAUGGCCGCAAUAAACACAGCGAUGAAGACAAAGUACUAAAUUUUGCUUUUAUUUGGCUGUAUUCUCAUCUUAUGAUUUUGAUUUCAUCUUCGACAUAAUUCCAAAUCCAAUCGAGAACGCAAUAUGCAGGAGAUAAGAAAGAGUGUCCAGAUGAACAACAAUCAUGUUGACAUAUAAAAAUUAUUUCACUCCUAGGUACAUCCAG